AACAAAAUAGAAUAGAAGAUAAACAUGAAUUAGUCUUCAUUUUCCAAUCCCAGCUGCCUCUCCCUGUUUGCUUGGAAUUCCCUGAUUUGCCACUUGUUGUAAAGCAAUGGGCGGAGAUAUCAACCAGAAGCUGCUAAUAGAAGCUAAGAAGAAUGAAGAUGGAGAUUUGAAAUUUAAAGAAAAGCUAUGGACUGAGUCAAAGAAGUUGUGGAUUGUCGCCGGCCCUGCAAUUUUCACCAAGUUUUCAACCUUCGGUGUCACUAUAAUCAGUCAAGCUUUUGUUGGUCACAUUGGACCUACUGAGCUUGCUGCCUUUUCCCUUUGUUGCACUGUCCUUUUUAGGUUUGGCAAUGGUGUUCUGAUUGGUAUGGUUAGUGCAUUGGAAACAUUGUGUGGACAAGCAUUUGGAGCAAAACGAUACCAUAUGCUUGGGAUAUACCUUCAAAGAUCAUGGCUACUUUUGUUUUUGACUACCAGUUGCCUUCUUCCUUUAUUUAUCUUCACAACCAAAAUUCUUAUAGCUUUAGGCCAAGAUGAAAAGAUAGCAAUAGUGGCAGGUUAUAUAGGUCAUUGGUUCAUCUUCAUCAUGUUUUCAAUGAUCAUAUCAUUUACUUGCCAAAUGUUCCUACAAUCACAGAGCAAGAAUAUGGUUAUUGCAUACUUAGCAGCAUUCUCUAUUGGAACCCACAUCUGUCUUUCAUGGCUCUUAACAAUGAAACUCAAGUAUGGGCUCAUUGGAGCUUUGCUAUCCACAAUUUUGGCCUAUUGGAUACCGAAUAUAGGUCAGCUUAUCUUUGUUACAUGUGGAGGCUGUAAAGAUACAUGGAAGGGUUUCUCAAUGUUAGCUUUCAAGGAUCUAUGGCCUGUUGUAAAGCUAUCUUUGUCAUCUGGUGCUAUGCUUUGUCUUGAGCUUUGGUACAACACAAUAUUGGUUCUUCUAACUGGAAACUUGAAAAACGCUGAGAUUGCAAUUGAUGCUUUUGCCAUUUGUCUAAACAUUAAUGCAUGGCAAAUGAUGAUAUCACUUGGUUUCUUAGCUGCAGCAAGUGUUAGGGUGUCAAAUGAGCUUGGAAGAGGAAGCUCCAAAAGUGUGAAAUUCUCAAUUAUGAUCAUAACACUUACAUCGCUUUGCAUUGGAUGCGUGACAUUUGUGUUGUUCUUAUGCCUUAGAGGACGUUUAGCAUAUGUAUUCACUGAAAGCGAAGAAGUGGGCAAUGCAGUUGUGGAUUUAUCUCCAUUGUUGGCUUGCUCCAUACUUUUAGACAGUGUUCAACCUGUCCUCUCUGGAAUUGCUAUUGGUGCUGGAUGGCAAAGCAGUGUGGCAUGGGUUAACAUAGCCUCCUACUAUUUAAUUGGCAUUCCAAUUGGUGUUGUGCUCGGAUACGUCUUCAACAUGGAAGUCAAGGGUGUUUGGGUUGGCAUGUUGCUAGGAAUAUUUGUUCAAGCUCUUGUUCUUAUUAUUAUCAUCUGGAAAACUGACUGGGACAAGCAGGUUCUCUUGGCUCAAUCGCGAGUUAACAAGUGGUUUGUACCAAAUUCCAGGGAAACAAACAACCACCAAGAAAAUGGUGUUUGAAGGGGCUAAUCUUCAUUUUCUUUGUAGUUAAACCUACUUAAUAUCGAAUGAUUCAAUCGAUUAAAACAAUUUACGUUGGAUUUAUAUAAGAUAGAAGAUUAGACGAU
Messenger RNA from Gossypium arboreum, 1683 nucleotides. Its product is annotated as protein DETOXIFICATION 21-like. Gene Ontology annotation, biological process: xenobiotic detoxification by transmembrane export across the plasma membrane. Lineage: Eukaryota; Viridiplantae; Streptophyta; Magnoliopsida; Malvales; Malvaceae. The coding region runs from base 107 to 1576 and encodes 489 amino acids. Gene Ontology annotation, cellular component: membrane. Gene Ontology annotation, molecular function: antiporter activity; xenobiotic transmembrane transporter activity. The record is from RefSeq and is a predicted model, not a curated record. The transcript has 9 exons.